Molecule: messenger RNA, 1541 nt
Organism: Aspergillus ibericus CBS 121593
Lineage: Eukaryota; Fungi; Ascomycota; Eurotiomycetes; Eurotiales; Aspergillaceae
Product: putative transcription factor Rap1
Exons: 4
Coding region: 234-1541 (435 amino acids)
Biological process (GO): regulation of DNA-templated transcription; telomere maintenance via telomere lengthening
Cellular component (GO): shelterin complex
Molecular function (GO): telomeric repeat DNA binding
Source: RefSeq, a predicted model, not a curated record
GCGGGAUUCUGCCAUUAACUUGUGAUACUAUGGGGAAGACCCCUCACUACUACAUGGCCCUGGACUCGUGUUCUGAAAAACUCUAAAUUACCCUUUACUCUUGCCUUAUUUUGCCUCAUCGACGCGUGAACACGUGAGCACGUGAUUGUGUGUUGUUAAAUACCGGCCGGCAUUUGUAUAGCCACAGAAGAUCGACAGAACUCUCACUGUAGGCCCAACGAUUUCAUAGCGCGAUGGCUGAGACGAGCGCUGCAGGAGAUGGCGGCGCUGCCAAAACAAUCACAAAUCUCUUCGAAGGGAAACAAUUUUGGUUAUCUCACAACAUCCCCCAAAGGAACUGGUUCAAGGAAAUUAUUCAGAAUAACGGCGGCACUGUACGGCUACACGAGAAAGAUGCAGACAUAAAAUUGGUCGAUCACAAGAGGAAGAACCUGCCUUCUGACGCGUACUCUUUUAAAUUUGUCGAAGACUCGUAUCGCAAAGGGGAGUUGCAGGAUCUAGAGAACUAUAGAGCCGGGCCUUCGGAAGCACGCCCUGUAGGGGCUACUAACAUCCCCACCAGAGGUCAUAAAGUCUACUAUACUCUUGAAGAUGAUCAAUUACUCUGGGACUGGAUGCAGCCUCACGAGCGAAAUCCAAGGGCGUCUAUUAGGGGCAAUAAGAUCUAUCAGGAACUAGCAGCACAGCAUCCCAGACACACUUUCCAGUCCUAUCGAGAUAGGUACCUGAAGAGACUCAAGGGACACCCAAGGCCCGGUGGUAUGCCGGCAUCUACGGCUCCACCUGCAUCCCACGAGGAGCCUACACCUAGGUCUGAGUCUCGCGAAAGGUCUCCCCGAGGGCCCGAAUCUAUUGCCGCCAAAGCAAACGAAAGGAAAAGGAGGCGGCCUUCAGGACCGGAUUCGCCAGAUCAAGGUAGAGCUGACAAAACCAGCCAGCCAAUCUCGAAGAGAAGGGCCAUCAGCGUCAACAACCACCUUCCGGACCCCUUUGUCUCCAAUGAUCAGCCAAACCAGGCUGCAAAAGCACAGAGCAUGCCACCUCCCACGACACCUCGCAAAGGCCAGAGACCAACCGUUGUAAAACAAAAGACAGGACAGCGUGAGGUUCCUACAGAACCAGAAACUCCAUCUCAAAAGCAGCUCAAUUCUUCUCAGCCAGACCCCUUGUUUUUAGAGCUUCCCUUCUUGCCUUCAGAUGAUGAGCCAGAGGGGGAUGUGUCUGAGGAUAUUGACACAUGGAUUGAUGACCGUCUCCGAACUGGAAAGGCGAGCAGUGAGGAACAAGUCCUCGAAGCGUUGCGGUGCACUAGUAUGGAUCCACAUUUAGCUGACAAGGUCCUGGCUUUCUUGGUAGAUGGGAAACCCGUACCGGAAAAUAUGCCAGGGGUGUGGACGCCUGAGGAUGACAAGUGUGUGGAGGGAAACGAGACUAGAGGCAUCCAACGGGUCAUGGAGAAGCAUGGUUCCGAGGUCUUCAAUUCCCGAUGGGAAUACCUUAGCUUGGCCAGAGCUGCUGGUCUUGUAGAUACCCACGAAUAG